Messenger RNA from Radiomyces spectabilis, 897 nucleotides. Its product is annotated as Rtf2 RING-finger-domain-containing protein. Gene Ontology annotation, biological process: mitotic DNA replication termination; site-specific DNA replication termination at RTS1 barrier. Gene Ontology annotation, cellular component: nucleus. The coding region runs from base 1 to 897 and encodes 298 amino acids. Lineage: Eukaryota; Fungi; Mucoromycota; Mucoromycetes; Mucorales; Radiomycetaceae. The transcript has 4 exons. The record is from RefSeq and is a predicted model, not a curated record.
AUGGGAAACGACGGAGGAUCCAUUCCUAGACGCAUUGAGCUUGUCAAAGAAAAGCAAAAAGACAUUCGUCUAAAUCCCGAUCUUGAACGAUUAGCUGCUUGGUUUCACUGCGCCCUGUCAAAGCAACCUUUGGAACCACCCAUUGUGGCCGAUGCAUUAGGGAAAUUGUAUAAUCAAGAUGCUGUCAUUGAAUACCUAUUGGAUAAAUCGGCUUACGGUGAUGCCGACAAGAUCUGUUCUCACAUUCACUCCAUGAAAGACACCACCAAACUGAAUCUCACACCUAAUCCGGCCUAUUCGGAAGCAGCUACUGGUGCAGCCACCAUGGGCAAUCUCGAACAAGACAUCAAAGCUCGAUUCAUUUGCCCCAUCUCCAUGAAAGAAAUGAACGGCAAACAUCGUUUCGUCUAUUUCGAUACCUGUGGAUGUGUCAUUGCCGAGCAGUCAUUGAAGGAAAUUCCUAGCAAAGAAUGCGUCACUUGUGGCAAGCCCUUUGAAAACGAAAAUGUAAUUGUGAUUAAUCCGCAAAAGGAAGAAUUGGAAGGAAUGAAGGCGGCGAUGGAAGCCAAGAAGGCUAAAGCUAAAGCUGCAAAGAAAGCCAAAAAGGCUGCUAAAGCUGCCAUGCCGGAAAGCGAUACUUCUGGCGCUGUGUCCCCUCCAAAGGAUAAAAAGAGAAAGCAUCACUCUGAAUCGCCCGAAGGUCCAGGUACUCCGAAAAAGCUAAACACCAGCGGUAUUUCGUCGUCUUCAGCAGCGGUGGUUAUGAGCAAAGUAGCCCAGGAGUUGGCUGAAAAGCACAAGAAGCAAGAAUUAUCCAGUGCGGUGAAAAGCAUUUACGCCAAGAAGGAUGUCAAGGGCAAUUACCUCACCAUGGGUACAUUUAACCGAUACGCAUAA